AUGGCCGGCUACAUCACGAGGCGACCUUUCUCAGCCUCACCGCGACUCUGCCGGAGAAUACCGCAAACAGGUGAGAACGCCUCUCUUUCUCUCUCUCUCUCUAUCUCUCUCGUGAAUGGCAGGCAUUGGUGAACCUGAAUACUCUGGAUUUUGGCGUCGCAGAGAAUGAAAUCGUCAAGAUGUUCAAGCUUCCAAGCGUUUCUGAUGGCGGCGGUGACAGGUGGGGGGAUCCGGUGCGUCAAGAUCCCCGGCGGCCGCCGAGGAGCCGCCGAGCCACUUCCGCUAGGGCUCUUGACGAGAGAUUCCUGAGGAUCCUGAAGAUAUUCCGAUGGGGUCCCGAUGCGGAGAAGGCAUUGGAGGUGAUGCUGCUGCGAGUGGACCACCGCCUGGUCCUGGAGAUCCUCACGGCCGACGUUGAGAUCUCUACGAAGCUUCACUUCUUCCGCUGGGCGGGGAAGCGGAAGAACUUCCAACACGACGCCAGUACGUACAUGGCCUUGAUCCGAUGCCUCGACGAAGCGAGGCUGGCGGGGGAGAUGUGGAAUGCGAUCCAGGACAUGGUGAGGAGCCCCUGCGCGAUCGGCCCGGCCGAGUUAUCAGAGAUCGUGAGGAUUCUCGGUGGAGCAAAAAUGGUGGACAAGGCCUGCACGAUCUUCUACCAGAUCAAAACGCGCAAAUGCAGGGCCACGGCAAUGGCCUACAACGCCAUGAUCGGCGUCCUGAUGCAGGAGGGGCACCUCGAGAAGGUGCAUGAGAUCUACAACGAGAUGUGCGACGAAGGCGGCGGCUGCUUGCCCGACACAGUGACUUACGAAUCCCUGAUCGCCGCCUUCUGCAAGCUAGGUCGCGGGGAUUCCGCCGUAAGAUUGUUCGAGGAGAUGAAGGAGAAUCACCUGCAACCUACGCCGAAGAUCUACAACACUCUAAUGAGCAUGUUCUUCAAAUCCGGGCAGGUCGACAGAGCUCUGGAUAUCUUCCAUCAGAUGAGGGAUACCUGCUGCGUUCCGAAUGUCUUCACCUACACAGAACUAAUCAAGGGCCUGGGAGGAGCAGGAAGAACAGAUGAUGCUUACAAAGUAUUUGCAGAUAUGCGUCGGAGGGGCUGCAACCCAGACACGGUCCUCAUCAACAAUCUCAUCAACAUCAUGAGUAAGGCUGGCCGACUGGAGGACGCCCUCAAGCUCUUCGACGAAAUGAAAGCCCUGCACUGUCCCCCAAAUGUGGUGACCUACAACACCAUAAUCAAGUCUCUCUUCGAUUCAAAAUCCGACGCAGCCGAAGCUUCCCACUGGUUCGAGAAAAUGAAGGAGAACGGCAUCCUCCCCAGCGCCUUCACCUACUCCAUUCUCAUCGAUGGUUUGUGCAAGACAAACAGAGUGGAAUACGCGCUGCGACUGCUCGAGGAAAUGGACGAGAGAGGAUUCCCGCCGUGCCCGGCGGCGUACUGCAGUUUGAUCAACGCUCUCGGGAAGGCCAAGCGAUACGAGGCGGCGGGGGAGUUGUUCCAAGAGCUGAGAGAGAACUGCGGCUUGUCGAGCUCUCGAGUCUACGCCGUGAUGAUCAAACACCUCGGCAAGUGCGGCCGUUUGGACGACGCAUUAGAUCUCUUCAGCGAAAUGAAGAAGCUCGGCUGCACUCCCGAUGUGUUCGCCUACAAUGCCCUGAUGGCUGGAAUGGUCAGGGCAGGGCUGAUCGACGAAGCUUACUCUGUUCUCAGAUCGAUGCAAGAACACGGCUGUGCUCCUGAUCUAAACUCUCACAACAUAAUUCUGAAUGGCCUGGGGAAGAUCGGCGGCCCCAAGCCUGCAAUGGAGAUGCUCUCAAGAAUGAAGACAUCCGAGGUCAAACCUGAUGCCGUCUCCUACAACACGGUUCUGGGUUCACUCAGCCGAGCUGGUAUGCUCGAGGAGGCAGCUAGGUUGAUGAAGAAGAUGAGGUUAAACGGGUUCGACUACGAUCUGAUAACCUAUUCGUCGAUCCUCGAGGCAGUGGGGAAAGUCGACGAUGAAUCCUUCAGCUCGAUCACAUAA
Molecule: messenger RNA, 2030 nt
Organism: Spirodela intermedia
Lineage: Eukaryota; Viridiplantae; Streptophyta; Magnoliopsida; Alismatales; Araceae
Source: the annotation of a GenBank genome assembly